AUGGGAGACAGCAUACCUGGAGGAAUAGUUGCUGCUGCAAGUGAGAAAUAUUCAUAUGAAAUCUCUGUAAUUUCCAGUAUAGGUUAUGAAAUAGGAAAGACCUCUUGAUUUAUUUUUCCUGUGUUCAUUUAUGUCUGCCAGAGAACCGUCUGCAAGUGAUGAAGGGCUUGGAGGAUGUUGAGGUGUCUGAAUGUGAGUGCUGCCCCUUUGAGGUGACCCUCAACCUGGCUUACAUUGAGGGGGUGUGGACCAGAGACGGGAUGCAGCUGAAGUCCAAGCCAAACUGCCGCAUCAGCACUCAUGGGAAGAAACACUCACUGAUCCUAAAAAGGGUUGCUCUGGGAGAUGCAGGCCUGUUCUCUUUUCAGGCUGAUGGCAUUCAGACAUCAGGCAGACUCACCAUCAGAGGUAAAAGGGGACAAUAAAUUGUGAUACCUUCAGGACCACAUAAAUUAAAGCUUUAUUUUUUCAGCCAAGACAGAACACAUGUUUAGUAACCCAGUCAAAGGCAAAAUCUCUCCAGAACAUUCAGACCACAAGAUGUUGGUUUAUCAGCUGAGUGUUUUGUCUACCUGUGCUCCAGACUAGACUUAAUCUCCGGUCACCAGAAGAUGAAUCUAAGAGAUCAUUUCUCCUUGCACAGAGCAUAAUGUCACAACAACUUUUAAACAGACUGUUACACUCUCUGAGGAUUUGAAUAGAUUUUAGAGACUUAGAUUCAGAAUUAUCACCAGGUUCAAACUUCAAUUUUUCCUGUGCAUUGGUUUAUAAAUGCUUUACUUUUACUUUGUGAUUUUUAUGACCAAAAAAUGUAAGAAUGCUAAUAUGCUUAGCUAAAUUAAACGAGGAGUUAAAUUGGAACAGUUUAGCACUAAACAAAGCCUUAUACUUGGACUUGUGUUACCCUUGAGUUUUGGAUAAGAUUUUAAAUCAUAUUCUAAUCACAUUUACUAUUAAAAUCAACUCUUACAAAGAGUGAAGACUUAUUAAGUUCUCUCGUAGGUUGCUUUUACUCAUUUUACAGGCCUUGUUUGGUUGCUUUUCACCAGCUAGGGACAUCCAUGUAGUGAAGGAGCUGGAGGAUGUUGACACAAUGGAGCGUCAGCCUGUCAACUUCCUGUGUGAGGUUAAUCAGGUGGAUGUGGACGGUCGUUGGUACAGGGAUGACUCCCGAAUCCGACCUGGUGACAACAUCAAAAUUAGACACCAGGGUAAGAGUCCAGAUGGUUUUAAAAUCUUCACAUUCAGACUAGAAAUUAAAGAAAAUAUUUGCAUGGCAUCACACUCUGUUUUGCUAGAAAGCUGUGUUUAAAUGCGGUUGGUGAAAAAUGGAAAAAGAGGAACUCUACAACCUGGUCAAAUACAAACAAUAAAGUAGGACCUUUUUUCUUGAUCUGAUUGAAGGUAAAUCUCACACCCUGAUGUUUAAAUCAGUGAGGCCAGAGCAUGCAGGACAGAUCAGAUUCACAGCAGAGCGCGUCUCGUCAUAUGCAUCUCUCACAGUUCAUGGUGAGUCCCAGUGAAGUUUUUGUCUGAUUUAACAAUGAUGUAGGCAAGGAAACAGGUAUCCUCCCACUAAGCCUCUUACGGUUUACAACCCUUAAAUUCCAUUUUUCUUCUCACAGAGCUCCCGGUCCAAAUACUACGUCCUCUGAGGGUCAAGAUCGCCAUGUAUCGUCACCGGGGUCUGCUGGAGUGUCAGGUAUCAAGGGCAAAUGCUCAGGUCAGGUGGUACAAGAACCAGAGGGAGCUCGCGCCCGGUAAGAAGUACCAGCUGAUCAGCCAGGAUGUCUACAGACAGCUUACCAUCGAUGAUGUCCGCUCUUCAGAUGAGGACACCUACACCUGUGAUGCAGGAGAUGACAAAACCUCCUGUCAGCUUCUGGUGGAGGGUGAGAUGCCUGUUGUCACAAUCAUCAUCUCAGUUUUUAUGUUGAAUUGAAAUCACACUGAAUAUUUAUUAGAUCUUUAAAUUCUUGAAAACUUUACUUACUAAGCAUGUUUCUCUUGCACAAAUGUAAUUCUAAGAUACAACCUAAAUUAUCAUGAGAGUCUUUUUUUAUCAUGUUAACAAGUCUGGUGCUGUGUCAGUACUAUUAGUUCAAUUGCUGUAUAUGCAGAGCAGGCUAUCAAAAUAGUGCGGGGGAUGAGCUCAGUGGAGGUGAUGGAGCCAGAACCAGCGCUUUUCCAAGUUGAGACCAGCCUGAAGUCAGGGAGACCCCCCCGAUGGACCCUCAAUGGAGAGGUGCUGGAGCCCAGUGCAGCGGUGAACAUUGACAGGCAAGGUACCCUGCACAGCCUCCUGCUCACCUCCACAGACAGCUCCAUGUCUGGUCCUGUGCUCUUUGUGGCUGGCAAGAGUCGCUGCACUGCUCAGCUGACUGUCAAGGGUGGGUGUUCAAAACUUUGUCUGGAUAUUUAGAAAAUCCUGUGGCUGAGGCAACUCUAAAGGCAUAGAAUUGGAUUUUUCAAAAACUUAAACUUACCUCUCAUUAAUCCUGAGUGUUUCAUUUGGCUUCUCCACAUUUGUCGUGUCCAGAGCGUCCUCUUCAGGUUUCUCAACACUUGGAAGAUGUGCUGGUGAAGGAGAGCAGCUCUGUGACUCUGAGUUGUAGGUUUGCCCCCUCUCCCAGGGUGGUGAGGUGGUUUAAAGGUCGCACAUCUCUGAAGACCUCCAACAAAUACAGCAUGAGGAGAGAAGGGAAACGAGUAGAGCUGACUAUCCAUGGCUUAAUAGGGAUGGAUGCAGGACAAUACCGCUGCGUAGCCGGGGGUUCACAAAGCUCAGCGCAUGUUAAUGUGGAAGGUAGGUUCGCCGUGGUAAAGUAUUUUUUUUUAUUUACUUUAUUGGUUCAGUUGAUUCAGAUUAAUCAGUUUUCUUCUUGCAACAGUCAAAACCCUGAAGUUGGUUAAACACCUUGAGCCGGUGGAAAUUGAGGAGGAUGGUGUCGCCACAUUCUCAUGUGAGCUCAAUUACGUGGUUGCCAACGUUGAGUGGCUUGUCAACAACAUUCGCCUUUACUCCAACGCCAUUAACCGGAUCCAGCACAUGGCCACUAUGCACAGCCUGACGAUCAAGAAGUUGCGACCACAGCAGAGCAAAGUCACAUUCAAAGCAGGCCUGCUCUCUGAGACAACCACCCUGAAGGUUAAAGGUCAGCCUGGAGAAUAAUUAGAUUGCAUGAGUAGGGAUUUUCUUACACUGCUGUUUUUAUUUGUUUAUUUCUGGGAGACAUGUGUGGCAUGAUUUGUAAUCUUGGCUGCAGAGCGUCCAGCGGUAUUCCUUAAGUCUCUGGAGGAUGUAUCAGGGGAGGAGCAAGGAGAAGUCUGCCUUCAGUGUGAAGUUUCCAAAGAGACAGUGACCCCUGUUUGGAGGAAGGAUGGUAUAGCCCUGGCUGCUGAUGAUAAACACGAAUUACUUCAAUUUGGGAAGUCUAUGGCUCUGAUAAUUCAUUCCCUGAGCAAGGAUGACACUGGACAUUACACCUGUGAUUUGGGCACCAGUCAGACCAAGGCGAAAGUUACCGUGUAUGGUGAGUCAGAGGAAAAUCUUCAUUACUUGGGAGGAGCUAAGAAAGUCUCAUUUCAAGUAAAAAUCCUACUUUGUUUUUGAUCUGUGAUUUUGUUCUGUGUACCUGUAGACUUACACAUCACUAUCAUUCACCGGAUAAAGACAACAUCUGUCAUAGAAGGGGAAAGCUGCACUUUUGACUGUCAGCUUUCUCAUGAUCUUGAUGAUGAGCCGACUUGGACUAUUAAUGGUGAGGUGGUGGUCACAGAUGGCCGUAUACAGAUCAUCAACAAUGGUCGUAAAUAUAGGCUGUCUAUCAGCGAUGCUGUUCUUACGGAUGCUGGAGAUGUGGUCUUCACAGUUAAAGACCUAAGCUGCAGGACGAUGCUCUUUGUCAAAGGUGACUGAGAUAAAAUCAUAGGCACUGUUUGUCUUUGUGUUGUUACAUUUUCUAAGUAGUAAACACAUUUCAAUAAUAGAAAUCACUAUUUUGACUGAAUGUGUUUCAUUUUUCUGUAGAGAAGCCUGUACAUAUCUUCAGGCAACUGUUGAAUGUCAAGGCAGUGCCGGGUGAGGACGCAGAGCUGAGCUGUGAGAUCACCAAACCAGAUGUUACGAUCCGAUGGAUGAAAAAUGGCCAUUUGAUCAGACCAAGCCCCAAGUAUGAAAUGAGUGUAGAAAAAUACUUGGCACGAUUGUUGAUCAGGAACACCACCUUUAGAGACUCUGGAGAGUACUGCUGUGAGGCUGAGGGUAUUGCUACACGUGCCAAGUUGGAGGUCAGAGGUAAGUUAUUCUUUGUUUUUUGUUUUUUUUUUGCCAACACGAUCUGCAGCUGUAUUUCUAAAUGUGAAACUGUUUUCUAAACUUCAUUUCACCUUUCAGACCUCCAGCACACAUUUGCGAGAGAGUUACGAGAUACGCGAGCAGAAGAAAAGGGUAAAGUGACCCUGGAGUGUGAGACCAGGCGGCCAGCCAAGCGCGUGACCUGGCUGAGGGGGAUGGUGGAGCUGCGGUCUGGCAGAAAGUAUGUCAUCAGGCAGAAAGGGGUAGUACUGUCCCUGACCAUCGCCUGCCUGGAGUUAUCGGACACGGAUAUUUACAUAUGUGAUGUUGGCACCAUGCAGUCCCGGGCACAGCUGACUGUGCAGGGUGAGGACAGAGUGAAGGGGACACUAGGCUCUGCAUUACAGUUGUGCUGUGUUGUUGAAACUCUACCAGGGGCAAAAUGGAAGUUGGGUUAACGUGCAUGAAAAUGAGAGGAACAAAUCUUAAAAGAAAUUGUUAGAUUUUGUUUAGUUGAAGCUCAGGAUUUUUUUAUUCACACUCACACACAUAUGUUAAAAAUUAUACAAUGACAGAUAAGAUAAAUACUAAACAACAGAAUAGAGGAAUGUACGUGCAAACAUUUACAUGUGGAAUCAAGAAGCUGCAUAACAACUACUGAGAGUCCACAGAGUCCAGUGAAGCUCAAUUUGCAAUGAUAUGUUGAUUUUGCCUGGUGUAAAAAGACAAUCAUAUUGAAUGCUUGAAGCCCAAGUCGAUACCUUACUAACUAUAUAAGUCUUUUUUUUCAAGGGUCAGAAAUACUCAACUUGUACGUUUUAUUUACCAGGAUAAUUAUAGAAUAAUUCAUACUCUGCAUGCUAUUCAUAUUGCCUAGAAUUUUCAUCAAAUCUUUUCCCAAAUUCUCAGCAAAAAUUAGCUCCAGCAAAAGUGCUAAUAUUUUGUCAUUACUGAGUGUGAAAUUGUGCAUAUGUUAAAGAGGAAUAUACCGUUAAAUUUUGCUUUAAGAGGACCAGAUAACACAUCUUGAUACAAGCUGGUAGUGGUAGUUUUGACUCAUCCAUCUCCUCCAUGUUUCUCACAGGACAGAGAGUGCUGAUCCUGGAUGAAUUGGAGGAUGUUGAGUGCCUGGAGGGAGACACAGUCACAUUCAGGUGUCGAAUUUGUCCCAGUGACUACAUUGGGGUUAAGUGGUACCUUGAUGAAACUCUGCUGUACACCAAUGAGCUCAAUGAGAUCCAGAUGCUGCCUGGAGGCUAUCACAGCCUAACUUUCAGACAGCUCGCUCGCAAAGACACUGGCACUAUUUCUUUUUCAGCAGGGGACAAAAGAUCAUAUGCCUCACUGCUGGUUAGAGGUAAGACCUUUUAACUGCCUGACGGUUUUGUUGUGUGUUUUUUUAUGCCAUGUUUGAUUCCUAAUUAAUGUCUUUAACGCAACCAGAGAGGCGUCCCACCAUCAUUCAAGCACUGGAAGACUGUGAAGCUAUCGAAGGAGGCGGUUUGGUUUUGUCUUGUGUGACCUCCAAGCCAUGUCACAUCCUUUGGUACAAAGAUGGCUGUCUGAUGUGGAACUCCUCGAGGUAUUUUGCCACUCGCUCUGGCUGCGAGGCCCGACUGACGAUUCGGGAGGUCAGCAACAAUGAUGCAGGAGUAUACGAGUGCAGCGCUGGAUCUGUUACAACAAGGGCUGUUGUAACUGUUAAAGGUAUUAUUUUUGUUUAAUCAAUGUCCCUCACUUUUGGAGUUAUUUCUUUAUCUAUCAGUUAAUUUAACAGGGAAAAAACAUGUUACGUUGUUACAUCUAGUUAAAGUGAAACUGAUGUACUGUGCAUAGGCCAAUUUGCAGUCCUUGUCCCUGAUUAGGCUUUUAGGAAUAAGGCAGAUGAUACAAAACUAAGCUUUGAGGGCAGUUUAUAUUAUAGAGAAGGGACUGGGACUGUCUUGCAUUUGUUUGUGGCUUAUAGUCUUCACCAACUGCACCUAAAAGUUUCUCUUUUUUGAAUCAGAAUUAGGAUCAAGAUUAGGAUAACAUUGUGCUGGGUAAAAUUGUGAUCAUUUUAGCUUCUCUGCUUGUUGGUAACAUAUUAGGACUUGUAUUUUUUCCUUUUUUUUGUCUUCAUUAGCUAUCCCAGCAGAGUUCACCCAGCCUCUGAAAACUGUGGAAGCCAAAGAGGGCGAGACAGUGACCCUGACCUGUGAGUACUCUCUGCCGGGGGUGCUUUUCCACUGGUGGAAAGGUUUUGAGAGCCUCAGAGCUGGUGACAAAUACAUGAUGAGACAGAGAAAGACGAUCAACUCCCUCACCAUCAAAGCUGUGAAACCUGUGGACUCAGGAGAAUAUAUUUGUCAAUGCAGAGACCAUCGCACUACAGCAAUUCUCAAAGUACACGGUAUGGCAUAAACUGUUUCUCGACUUUUGUGCCUUUUUUUUCCAAAGCUAAACAUACAACAGUUACCCCCCCCAUUGCAUAUUAAUUAACUUUUGGGGGAACACGGCUCACAGAAUCACAGCAGAUUGUCUGAAAGUUGUUUCAGCACUGACUGUAACCGAGCUGUCACAGAUUUGUUGUUGAUAGACAGCAGAUUUCACACUUAGUUGUUUGUCAUGAACAGCAAAAAUCAAAGAAAGAAACUCAAAUUUGAUCACAACCUCAAGUAAAAGUUAUUACCCUCCAAAAUGCUAAACAACCAUUUCAAUUCAUAUUCACAGAUAUGUCUGUAUCCCAAGGUACUUCCUUGGUUUUAUAGUUCAUUUGUUUAGGAAAAAUGGUAAAACGUGCUUUUGCCUCAUCUCCAUUUGGUGGUUAAAAAAUUGCUAGUUUAUUUUUACUCCAUGCAAACCUGUAAAAAUACUUUUACCUGUACUGUCCAUGGCUUGAACAUUUCACCUCAUUCCUAACUGCUUUUGCUAAAAGAAGGUUGCCUCUUGUUUUCCAGCUAUCCCCAUCACUUUUGUACAGCAUUUGAAGAACAUGCAAGCAGAGGAGGGGGUCAGUGUCUUACUGCGUUGUGAAUUGUCCAAACCCGGACUGCCAGUGGAAUGGAAGAAAGGACAGGAGCUGUUGUGGAACGGAGUUAAGCACCAGAUGAAGAAGAGAGACACCACCCAGGAGCUUCUCAUAUGGAAGCCUGUGCCAGACGACAGUGGGGUCUACAGCUGUGUGUGUGCUGAUCAGGUCACAUCUGCCACUGUCAAAAUCAAUGGUAGGUUGAUGGCAGUAGUUUUUAAUUUACUAAAACAUAAAAGUGAUGUUGAUAAUUGUCAGAACUUACUUAUCACACCUUCAGCUUUGCCAGUAACCUUCAAGCAGAAGCUGAGGAAUACGCUGAUCGAGGAGGGUAGCUCUGCAACUUUACGGUGUGAGCUGUCCAAACCUGGUCACAGCGUGGAGUGGAGGAAGGGGGGGAAUGAACUCAUCAGAAAUGGAGACAAAUACCAAAUGAGGCAGAGAGACAUGCUGAUUGAAUUGAGGAUCUUUAGUAUAACACCUGAGGACAGUGACAUCUACACAUGCAUCUGUGGAAACAUAGAGACCACUGCAACUCUGACUGUUAGUGGUAAGUACAUUUGUUAGUAUGGCUCAGUUUUAUGAGCUCCCUGCCCUUCGAUAGAAGGUAUAUGAAACAAAACCAAACAGGCACCAGUAACAACUCAUUCAGUACGACAAUGGUAAGGACCUUGGGUGGAGGCAGGUCACAAAGCAGUUCAGAAAGGACGCAAGGCAAGGGAGAGGGAAUAGGCAGGCUAAAGCUGUUUAAAUAGAACGCCUAUUUUGCCAGUUGGAGGUGUUGAAGGUAGUUGGCUAAAUUGACACAGGCUGGCAUCAAGAUCAGCUGAUGUACUGUAGGUUGAUCUUGAGCUCAUUGCUUGCCUGUACAAAUACUGGGCUCAGUGAACAACCGGCUCGUAUCAAAUGUUAUUUGCUUGUAUGAUUAAAAUCUUGAUUUUCGGCUUCUUGAUUAUGAUACAGUAUUGUAGAGCACAUUAGAUACAACGCUUGUCAAAACAAAACAAAACAAAUUUAACGGGACAACAUUAAAAUAGAAUGGCAGGAUAGGAUACCACACAAUAAGAUACAAUACCUGUGACCUGAUAUGUUACCUACCCUACAAUACCUUUCUAUACAAUUUGAUUCAAUACAAUAGUAUGUGAUUCAAUGAUAUUCAAUUUUAAAUGUUAUAAUAAGGAAUAAUGAGCAUAUAAACAAUUCAACACUACACAUAUGAUAUGUUAUGAUCUGAUUGGACACAUACAGUAUGAUACUGAUUCUAUAUAAGCAGACACCACUGAUAUGAUACACGUCAUUGUUUCUGUUGGGGAUUGUGUCAUGAAAACAACCACAAGGAACAUACAUUACAGCAAUGUUGCUUAUGACUCCUCAACACCUUACUUUGUUUUUGCCUUUUAGCUCAACCCAUCACCUUCAAGCAGAAAUUAAGGAACCUGCAGGUAGAGGAAGGACAUAACAUCACACUCAACUGUGAGAUUUCUAAACCUGGCAUUCCAGUGGAGUGGAGGCUGGGAGGAGAUCUGUUGGAGAGUGGAGAGAAAUACCAGAUAAGGCAGAGAGACACAGCUCUGGAACUGAUCAUCAAUGAUGCUGAUCCAGAGGACAGUGGGGUCUACACCUGUGUGUGCAGAGAGCAGAGGACAAAAGCCACUGUUAAAACAUUUUUUCGGUUAUUUCACACUUUCUUUAUAAGUACAAAAUUCUACAUGUGUUCAUUCAUAGUUUUAAUGCCUUCAGUAAUAAUCUACAAUGUAAACAGUCAUAUAAAAAAAUAAAGAAAAGACAUUGAAUGAGAAGGUGUGUCCAAACUUUUGGUCUGUACAUCACACUUAACUGUGAGAUUUCUAAACCUGGUAUUCCAGUGGAGUGGAGGCUGGGAGGAGAUCUGUUGGAGAAUGGAGAGAAAUACCAGAUAAGGCAGAGAGACACAACUCUGGAACUGAUCAUCCAAGAUGCUGAUCCAGAGGACAGUGGGGUCUACACCUGUGUGUGCAGAGAGCAGAGGACAAAAGCCACUGUUAAAGUAGUUGGUAUGUUAGAUGUUUGCAUACUCUCUCUUCAUUGAUUAGUUACUCUUUAUAGGAAUAUACUAAACUGCCUGUUGUUCCCUUACACCUGUAGUUUGUGUUACGUAUGUAAACAGUGAUUGCUUUUGGGUCCAUAGCUGUUCCUGCAACAUUUAAAGUGUGUCUGAAAAGCCAGGAGGCUGAAGAAGGAAAAAGUGUGACAUUACGCUGUGAGCUGUCAAAGAAAGGAGUCCCUGUGCAGUGGCAGAGAGCCAACCAGGCGCUGUCUGUGGAGAUGUUUCGAGGAAAAUAUCAGGUGGGGCAAGAAGGGAAGACUGCUCAGCUGACCAUUCUUGAUGUACAACCAGAGGAUGCUGGAAAAUACAGCUGUGUCGCAGGAGAUGAGAAAACUACAGCUGAAGUCAAAGUAAAACGUAAGUCAAAGUAUGCAAGGAGACAUCAUCGGGCUUAGAAAUUACAUCCAGUAUGUGUAGUUUAAGGUGCACUUAAAAAAUAUGUUUUAGUGACUUAAAAUUUCUUUGAUAAUUAUUGAGAAACUGGUAUUUUGAGUAUAACCUGUCAUCUUUGGGCACAGGAUGUCCUUUACCUGAUUGAUGAGCAUUUAAAGCAUAACUUGGUAAUACACAGCUACAGGUUCUCUAGUUUUAAACAGCAAAAACAUGGGUAUUUGUGUGAAAUCCCAGUCAAGAAAGUAGAAAUGCCAGGUUGCAAAUCAGUGCGCUAAACAAUAAUAGCAAGAAUCUGAAAUAUACUCCAAACAGCUUUUCCUGUAACAUUCAAACGAGAGAUCCAGAGCAUGGAGGUGAAGGAAGGGGACAAUGGAGUUUUCUUCUGUGAGCUCUCCAAACCAGGAGCUCCAGUGGAGUGGAGAAAAGGCAGAAUGAUCCUAAAGCCUGGAGAGAAAUUUGAGAUGAAGCAGGAGGGACGCCUCACCAAACUGAUCAUCAACAAUGUAGAGGAGAGUGACGCUGGGAAGUACACUUGCAAGUCUAACCACAGCCAAUCAACUGCUGAGCUGGUUGUUCAAGGUAAAUGACAAACUAGAUGAUAUUCUCAGUAUCCAAGAUUUUUCAUUCAUUCUUUUGUGAAGCACUUCUCAUCUUUUUUUAAACCUUGCUAAUGUUUUCAACAGAAUCAGCUGAGCGCAGACGUCAACGAGGUCAGCUCUGAUGUAGUAGAAUCAAAGUAGACUUAGUGGGUGUUAUCACUGUGUGACCCCAUUAUGGCAUCCCACUAUAGCAGAAAUGAGAGAUAACUGUUGCAUUGCCACUUUGGUUGUUUUCCCACUUAUGGACAAAUUGCCAAAGUACAGUGUGCUGUACUGUACAUUGCUGCCCAUAAGCUGGGUGAAAAAGAAGAGUCAUGUCAUAAACACACAAACAACCUUGACUUAACGCCACCGUUAGACUUUAGAGUUGUUUAUGUAUGUUCACUAUUUUGUGCCAGGAAAAGCACUUCUGGAGUAGCACCAACUAAACUGGAUUAUCAUAUAAUCAGUUUAGUUGUUUAGUUUCAACUGAACAGCUUGUUUGAAAAAAAAAAAAAGAUGUUCGCAUGAAACAUUUUUUUUAUCUGACCAUCACUUCUACAAUGUAACUUCCAUGUAAUAUUCAUUAAGUUCAUUGUCAUUUUAAGGGGAAGGCAAUGUGUUUCAAGUUCAUCAAGUGGAUUUUUGGAUUUUCAGUACAAUGUUAAUGUGUUUCCUUUUGAGCUGUUUUAGUUCAAAAGCUUAUAAAUGUAAUAUCUCAGGUAUCUGUCAAUCCUUUUCUGCCUUUUGUUUCAUUUAUGGUAGUGUCAAGAUGUCUGAAAAGCAAAGCUGUUGUUAUUCUGUUGCGUAUUCUAGUCUCAUAUUUUCUUCCAAGUAUCGUUCUGUGGUGUGUCACAAGCACAAAUGUUGUUGCUCAGGUGGUGACAAGUCUUUUGGGGAUGUUAAAAGCUCUCUCUCUCAUUACCAGGUCUCCCACCAAGAUUCAAGUUGCCCCUAGUCAACCAGGAGGGGACGGAAGGCAACAGUGUGAUCCUGCGCUGUGAGCUUGACAAACCCGCUGCUUCAGUGGAGUGGUGGAGAGGACCAGAAUUGCUGAGAAAUGGAGACAAAUACCAGAUGAGGAAAAAGGAGCUACAAGUGGAGAUGAAGAUAUCAGACCUCAGUCUAGGUGACACUGGAGAUUAUACCUGCGUAUGUGGUGAACACAGAACAAAAGCAACAGUCGUAGUAAAUGGUGAGUGCUUCAAAUGUCAAUGACACGAAUUCCUCUGAACAACUGAUUUUGAGAGCAUGUUGGUGUUAACUGAACGCACUCUUUAUGAAGUUGCUGAUUUCGCUCAGUCCAUGUUACGUUGGUCCUGGAUUCAAAUCCAGUCCCCUGACAUUUGCUGCAUGUCAUCCUCUCUCAUACCCUCCUCUUAUUAUGCCACUCUUCAACAAAUUUAGAUAACAGAUAACCUUCAAACUCCUUUACUUUAUUACAAUUAACAGCAUACACACUACUGAAUUACUGCCAGUAAGAACUCAACACAAACAAACAUGCUGCAUACGAUUCAGAUGGAGGAACAAUGGAGCCAGGAAGCUAAUACAGAACACAGUGUUAAAAAAAACAGCUGUGGAUCCACUGAUGUUUUGUAAAACAACAUCUCUUGUGUUGCAGCUAUUUUAUCUACAGUUUUUAUAUGUCUUUGGAUAGAUGGUGAUACCUCGAAUGUAUAUGUAAAAACUUUGGUGAUGAUCUAAGGAUGUCUUAAUUUGAGUUAGGGGGCAGUAAAGCAGCAAAUGGAAGUUCAUUCUUUGUAAUCAUACUUUGAUAACAUGAAGCGUGUGUAUAAUUUCCUUUCUUCAUUUCCAGAGCGGCCAAUAAGAUUCCUUCAGGAAUUAAAGAAUAUUCAGGUUCAAGAGGGCAACGGAGUGACACUCAGCAGUGAGCUCUCCAAACCCAGCGUUUCAGUUCAGUGGAACAAGGGAGACAGAGUUUUGACAAAUGGAGAGAAAUACCAGAUGAAGCAAAGCGGCUCCAUCCUGGAGCUCCUCAUCAGGAAAAGCCAGCCUGAAGACAGUGGCUCAUACAGCUGUGUUUGUGAUGAUGACAUAAAAACUGCUGCUACCAUCAUCAUAACACGUAAGCACUUAAAUUUCACAAGGAAAUAAUACUUUGACAAUGUAAAACUCAUGAAAUGAUGUUUUGUGUCUCUGGUUCACUACUCUUCAGCAAUCCCAGUAACUUUCAAGCAAAAGUUGAAAAACCAGGAAGCUGUAGAGGAGGGCGAUUUGACGCUGCGCUGUGAGCUAUCUAAAGCUGGAGUCCUAGUGGAUUGGAGGAAAGAUGCUCAACUUCUGAAGGAGGGAGAGAAGUAUCAGAUGAGGCAGGAGGGUAGGAUGGCUGAGCUGCAGAUCAGGAAUUUAACUCUCAAAGAUGCCGGGGAAUUCAGCUGCAAUGUUGGCAGUGUUGUGACUUUAGCUGACAUCAAAGUAAGAGGUAUGCCAAAUGGACAGAAAACUUUCCAGGAGAAUGAUGAGACAGAUUUUCUCUUACUCUUAAAAUAAUAAAUGUUGGGUUCAUUGGGGGCAAUUUUCAUUUUCAGUAUUUGCUCACUAUUUUUAUUCCUAGCAAUUCCGGUCACAUUUAAGCAAGAGGUGGCAAACUUGGAGGUGAAGGAGGGGGACAGUGGAGUUUUCUGCUGUGAGCUCUCCAAACAAGGAGCACCGGUGGUGUGGAGGAAAGGUAGAGAGGUCCUCAGACCUGGGUACAAAUAUGAGAUGAAACAGGAGGGACGUCUCACUCAACUGAUCAUCAACAACAUAGAAGAGAGCGAUGCUGGGAGAUACACCUGCAAAACUGAUGACUACCAAUCAACAGCUGAACUCACCGUUAAAGGUAAGAUCAAGAUUUCACUCUUGAUAUAUGACAUCCUUCUUUUUUCACAGAUUUCUUUGCUGCAAUAAACACAUGAUGGGAUAGAAUUUGUAAUAAUUUCAUCAAGGAAUCAUUAGCGAGACUUUUUUUUUUAAAAGUAAACAAAAUUGCCACAAUUUUCUUCGCAGCUCCUCCCAUCACAUUCAAGACAAAGUUAAAGAACCAGCAGGUUGAAGAGGAAAACAGCAUAACACUUAGCUGUGAGCUGUCAAAGCCUGGCCUCACAGUGGAAUGGAAGAAAGGACAAGAGCUGCUGAAAAAUAACUUCAAGUAUCAGAUCAAGAAUAGAAACUGCAUCAUGGAGCUGACUAUCAAAAACUCACAGCUUGAGGACAGUGGGCUUUACAGCUGUAACUACAGUGACGUUAAGACCACAGCCAACAUCACUGUUACACGUAAGGGAAGAUUGCUAAUGCCAGCAUGUGUGGUGUGUUUAAAUAUCUUAAAAAUCUUUUUAAAAAAUGAUAAAAAUAAUGACAAAAACCUAAAAAAUAACAAGGAAAACAGCAAGAGCUCAACCACCGUUAUUUUUUUGAUGUGUUCCCUCUUUUUAACCUUGAAUAACUCAUGUCUUAUACAUAAAUUCAUUGAGAAAGAAUGAUUGGUUGCAUCUACUCUAAAAUCAGUGUUUUGACAACAAGGCAGUCAAAGAUAGUUUGGCAUAGAAAAAUAACAAACACACAACAUGUACCUGGUUUCAACAGCGAUCCCCCUUACCUUCAAAAUGGGCUUGAAGAACCAGGAGGCCCCUGAGGGAGGCAAUGUGACCCUUCUCUGUGAGCUAUCCAGAGCCGGGGUCCCUGUGCAGUGGUGGAAGGCAGAGGACCAGCUCUAUCAUGGAGGGAGAUAUCAGAUGACGCAGAGAGGGAAAAUAGCAGAGCUGCACAUCAAGAACAUCCAGCCGGAGGAUGUUGGGGAGUACAGCUGCAUCCUGGGAGAGCAGAAGACAACGGCUGAAGUCAAUGUUAGAGGUAAUUGAUGUGUGAUGUGAAAUGCACCUUUAAGAUAAUGAUGUGUGUAAUCAAGAUCACUCUACAUGACUUUUUCUGCUCAACCCAGUGUUAUUGCUGCACUGUAGUUGAUGUCACAUUUCAGGGUAAAACAAAAAAGGGAAGGACCCAAUAUGCAGAAGGAAAACAGAUUUAUUUAAAAGGCACUAAAACAACAAAAACUUACAUUCCAAAUGUUCAACUCAAAAAUCCCAAAAAACACAAAAGGCAAAAUUCAACUGAAUCAAAAAUCCCAAAUCCACAAAGACAUUGGAGACGCUGACACACAGACUUACAACACAAACCACACACAAUAAACCAACCAGGAAACAGGGGAAGACAGGGACUAUAUACAGUAUACACACACACACAGGGAAACGAGCAACGAGAGGCAGGUGAGACACUGAGACACAGGUGAAGACAAUUACUAAUGGAGGAAAACUGAGGAAGUAAAAAGAGACUAGAAACACAGGGAAUAAGCUACAACAAAAUAAAACAGGAAACACUGAUAUAAGGAAUAAAACACUAAGAACAUGACAGGAUCUGGGGUCAGACACAAACUGAAAACUAACAAGACAGGACUACAGGGGAACAGGAACACUAGGGAAAAUCACUUAAGGGAAACACAAAACCAGGGAAAAAACUAAAAACCAGAACAUAUCAUGACAGUUGUAAGAAUGUACAUAGGUUAUAUCAAAUGGCUUUAAAAUAGUGUUAUUUUAUUUUGUGGACCUGAAUAUCGGCUUUUAAGAUCUAAUUCAAUAUGACUCAGACUCCAGGAAAGAAUUAUCAUUCCCAAAGCUCAACUCUUGAGAUGAAUCCCAGAGUCUGUUAUUGUAAAUCUAUUACACAAUAGUCCACUUAUCAUUUGUGUGAAAGUUAAAACUUGUUGACCUUUUUUUUUCUUUUUCUUUCAUCAGCUGCAGCAUCUGUAUUCUUUGAGAAAGAACUGGAAAACCAAGCUGUGAUGGAGGGGAAAUCGGUGUUGCUGUCUUGUGAAGUUUCCAGUGCUAACGUCCCGGUCACUUGGAAGAAGGACAACAAAGCGGUUGAAGGAGAGAGAUACAUCAUAAAGAAAAAAGGCCCCACGCACACCCUGGAGCUCAAGAAACUGUGUCUGGAGGAUGCUGGGGAGUACUGCUGUAUCAGCAGAGGCAAGAAGACAGUUGCACAGCUGAUAGUGAGGGGUAUGUGGAUACUUUAGGUUCAUAUCCUUGAUUUAUUGUUUCAAUCAUUUACAAUACUAACCAAGUGUUUUUUUUCAUCUAAUGUUUUGUAAAUAUAUCCCAUUCCAUCUCUAAAAAGCCAGCUGUAUCUAGCUUCCUCUUCCUCCACAGAGCGUGUGCGCAUUGUCAUGCAUCUCCAUGACAUAACGGUGACAGCGGGCGAGGAUGCAACGUUUAUCUGUGAGCUGAGCCACGCAGACGUCACCGAGGGUGUCUGGUGGCUCGGCCCCAGCCCUCUGCAGAAGAAUGAGAUGAACCAGAUGACGUGUCAGGGUCGUCAGCACCGGCUGGUCCUCACUAUGACAACACCUGAGGAGACAGGCACUGUGGCAUUUGUGAUUGGGGAAGAGAGGACCUCUGCAAGUUUGCUUGUUGUUCCUAAAGCCAAAGGUGAUCAAAAAUAAAAGGAGUGAAGAAUUGAUUUAGCAAAAAGUAGAGCAUAACAUGGACAAACCUGAACCACAAAUAUUAAUGUUUUGUUCUAAAUUCCAGUUUUAUUUGAGGAGAAGCCUACAGAUGUUGUGAUCAUGGAGGGAGAGACAGCAACUUUGUCCUGCAAAAUCUCUGACCUAACUUCCCUGGUUACCUGGAGGCGGAACCACAUACCCCUCCGACACAGUGAUAAGUAUGAGCUGCGUAAGGAGGGAAAAGUCAACCUGCUGCUAAUCCAUGAUGUGGAUCCCCUGGAUACUGGCAUAUAUUCCUGUGAUACAGGAGACGUACAGAGCAAUGCCAAACUUACUGUAACAGGUAAAAACAGACUUCAUAUUGCUCACCAUCAGUGAAUAGAUGUUUGCUGUUAAACCUGCGCCUUAUAAUUUUAAAUCACAAAAUGACUCAGUUCCUGUUCAUUGCCCAAUGUUUCCUCAGAGCUCCCUCCAUUCUUCCAAGAAGAGUUGCAGAGUUUGGAAGCUGAAGAGGGAGAGUCAGCCUCUCUCUACUGUGAGCUGUCUAAACUUGGAGUGCCAGUCCAGUGGAAGAAGAACAAGCUGCCACUAAGAGCAAGCCGGAAGUACGAAAUGAAGCAGGACGGCUGCCUCUUCCAGCUCCACAUCAAGGAUCUCAAACUUGAAGACGGUGGCAUCUAUACAUGCCAAGCAGGAAAUGUAGAGACCACUGCAACUGUGACAGUAAAAGGUUUGUGGGCCUCUUUUUUAAGACCUAAAUGCACUGAAGUGCACGGUGCAGCAGGGUGUGUCUGUUUGUUCUAGGUGCUAUGUCUUUUGGGUUAGCAUCUCACUGACUGUAUCUUUUGAGUUAUAAUACUGAUCUUCAAACUUCAUGUUUUAGAGCUGCCACCGUUCUUCAAGAAAGAGCUAAGAAGUGUGGAGGCUGAGGAAGGAGGUGCAGCCACUCUGUGCUGCGAGCUGUCAAGGCCUUUUGUGUCAGUGCAAUGGAAGAAAAACAGACUACCUAUCAAGGCCAGCAGAAAGUAUGAGAUGAAACAAGAGGGAUGCUUGCUGCAGCUUCACAUUAAGGAGCUCACACCUGAGGACCGUGGCAGCUACACGUGUCGAGUGGGAAGUGUAGAGACCACUGCAAACGUCUUAGUUAAAGGUGCGUGCAUUUGGAGACCUAUCCGAGCCUUAAAUGAUUGUUAUUUGGUGUGCUACUCCUUUAAGAUUGCAAACUUUUCAUUUUAUCUCUCCUUUUUAUCUUUUUAAACCAUUUUAGAGCUUCCACCAUUCUUUAAAGUAGAUUUGCAGAAUGUGCGAGCAGAGGAGGGAGGCACAGCCAGCCUGUGCUGUGAGUCGUCGAAGGCUGGUGUGUCAGUCCAGUGGAAGAAGAACAAGCUGCCGCUCAGAGCCAGCAGAAAAUAUGAGAUGGAGCAGGAUGGAGGCAUUCUUCAGCUCCAUAUAAGAGAUCUCACACCUGAGGACAGAGGCAGUUACACAUGUCAAGUAGAAAGUGCUGAAACAACAGCAACUGUGUCAGUAAGAGGUUUGUGUCCUUGAGCACCUGCUCUUAAGUUUCUUUGUAGUCUAUAAGCCUCAUCUGUGGGGGAAAAUCAAAUUACUACUUCAUUCUUAUAAAUGCUUUGAUUUAAGUCAGGAAAUUACUAUUUGUAAGUUCUAACUAUUUGCAUUUUUCAGAGCUCCCACCAUUUUUCAAAGAGGAAUUGCAAAAUUUGAAGGUAGAGGAAGGAGAUGCAGCCACCUUGUGCUGUGAGCUGUCUAAACCUGGAGUAUCAGUCCAGUGGAAGAAGAACAAUCUAACACUGAGAGCUAACAAGAAGUAUGAGAUUCAACAGGAUGGCUGCGUCAACCAGCUUCACAUUAAAGAUCUCACACCUGAGGACAGUGCAAGCUACACAUGUAAGGCUGGAGAGGAAGAAACCACAGCGACAGUGACAGUUAAAGGUUUGUGAAUGAGGAACAUUUAACUAAAAAGAAAUGAACAUAUUUCACUCUAGACUGUGUUCUUUUGAUUCUUGAGUCUAAAUCUCGUUCUAUAUUUUGUUUUUAACCCACCAAAAAGCUUCAUAUUCAAAUUCCUGUUUUUGAGGCACAGUUUGUGAUCAACUCAGUUUUUUUUUUUUUUGCAUUUUUGUCUCCAGAGCUUCCUCCUUUCUUUACCAAGGACUUGGUACAUUUAGACGCUGAUGAGGGAGCUACAGCAUGCUUGUACUGUGAGCUCUCUAAACCUGAAGUGUCCGUUCAGUGGAAGAAAAACAAACUAACACUGAGAGCCAACAGGAAGUAUGAGAUGAAGCAGGAUGGCUGCAUGCUUCAGCUCCAAAUCAAGGAUCUCACACCUGAGGACAGUGGUAGUUACACAUGUCAAACAGGCAGUGCAGAGACCACUGCAACUUUAUCGGUAAAAGGUGUGUAUUUGACGAAAACAAAUUCAAUGUUUUCUCAUCAUUUAUGAUAUUGCACUAAUUAUGCCUUCCUUAUAAGUCUCAACCAUUUUUUUGAAACUGUCAUUUUUGUAGAGCAUGCACCAUUCUUCAACAAAGAACUUCAAAGCUUGGAGUCUGAAGAAGAAGGGAUAGCCUCCUUCUGCUGUGAGCUCUCUAAGCCUGGAGUGUCAGUCCAAUGGAAGAAGAACAAACUACCACUGAGAGCCAACAGGAAGUAUGAGACGAAACAGGAUGGUUGUCUUCUCUCGCUGAUCAUAAAGGACCUUAAACCUGAGGACAGUGGCAGCUACUCAUGUCAAACAGGAAGUGCAGAAACCACUGCAACUUUAUCAGUGAAAGGUGUGUGCAGCGCAAAAUAACAUAAAUGUUAGCAAUGUGUGCAGUCAUAUACUGAGUGAAAUUUGGAGAAAAAUCAUGAGUUUCCAGUAUGGUUAGUAUGCUGUUAUAAAUUUAGUUUUUAUGCACAUUUUAAAUUUGCUAUUUUCAAUUUUCCCCAGAACUCCCGCCUAUUUUCAUGAAAGACUUAUUUGAUAUGGAAGUUGAGGAGGAAGGCACAGCCUCACUCAAAUGUGAGCUCUCUAAGCCUGGAGUGUCAGUCGUAUGGAAGAAGAACAAACUACCUCUGAGAGCCAACAGGAAGUAUGAGAUGAAGCAGGAUGGCUGCAUGCUUCAGCUCUACAUCAAGGAUCUCACACCUGAGGACAGUGGAAGAUACACAUGCCAAGCUGGAAGUGCAGAGACCACAGCGACUGUGACAGUGAAAGGUGUGUACAUCUGUGACAAUGAAUAAUUUGGUUUUACUUAAAAGCUUAAUUACGCAAAUGAACAUUUAUAAUUGUGAGGUUGAUGUCACUAGAGAUCCUCCUCACAACUAAUGGAUGUUUUAAAAGCCUUAAAAUUUUCUGUCUGUAAAAAAUCAUGCAUUAUGUUAGUUUAAAAAAAAGAAAAACUUUAUUUCCAGUAUAAACAUUUUUAAAUUUGUCUUUUCAAUCACCACCCUUUUUGCAGAACUUGCACCAUCCUUUGACAAAGACCUGCAAAGUUUGGAUGCAGAGGAGGGAGAUGUAGCCUCCUUCUGCUGUGAGCUCUCUAAGCCUGGAGUGUCAGUUCAGUGGAAAAAGAACCAGCUGCCAUUAAGAGCCAACAGGAAGUAUGAGAUAAAGCAGGAUGGUUGUCUUCUCCAGCUGAGCAUAAAGGACCUCAAACCUGAGGACAGUGGCAGCUACACGUGUCAAGCAGGAAGUGCAGAAACCACUGCAACAUUAUCAGUGAAAGGUGUGUAAAUUGGUGACAUUGACUCAGUGUUAAAAAUGCAUGAACUUCAUCCUCGAGUUAAACUCAGAAAAUCAGGGAUUUUGUAGAAAUCUCAUGUAUAUUUAAUUUCCGUUUUUACAGUCAAUUAUUUCUAAAAAAUGCUAGUUGCUGAAGUUGCUGUAUUGUAGCUGUUCCAAUAAUGUUUUAUUGUAGUAAAGUUUGUCCAACAUUAUCCUUUUAUACCAGAGCUCCCACCAUUCUUCAAAGAGGACUUAUGGAGCAUGGAGGUGGAAGAGGGCGAUACAGCCUACAUGUGCUGUCAGUUAUCUAAGCCUGGAGUAUCUGUUCAGUGGAAGAAGAACAAACUACCACUCAGGGAUAGCAGGAAGUAUGAGAUAAAGCAAAAUGGUUGUCUUUUCCAGCUGAGCAUAAAGGACCUCAAACCUGAGGACAGUGGCAGCUACACAUGUCAGGCAGGAAGUGAAGAAACCUCUGCAACAUUAUCAGUGAAAGGUGUGUGUGCUUGGCAAGAGUGACAUUAAAUGUUAGCAAUGCGUACAGACAUAUGUUGAAUGAAAUUUGGAGAAUAUCAAGAGUUUCUAGUUCAGACAAAGCUGGAAGAUUUUGUGUUUUUAUGCACAUUUUUUAGAUUUGCAAGCCAAUCAAACUGACCAUUGAAUUUGUUUUGCCCCUCUGUUAGUUGACAGUGAAUCAUCUUUUGAUUACGCAAAGCCUGUUUCAAUUCUUCAAUUGUCCCCAGAACUCCCACCUAUUUUCGAGAAAGACUUAUCUGAUGUAGAAGUUGAGGAGGAAAGCACAGCCUCACUAAAAUGUGAGCUCUCUAAGCCUGGAGUCUCAGUCCAAUGGAAGAAGAACAAACUACCUCUGAGAGCCAACAGGAAGUAUGAGAUGAAGCAGGAUGGUUGUCGUCUGCAGCUGAUGGUAAAGGACCUUAAACCUGAGGACAGUGGCAGCUACUCAUGUCAAGCAGGAAGUGCGGAAACCUCUGCAACAUUAUCAGUGAAAGGUGUGUGUUCUUGGCAAGAGUAAGAUUAAAUGUUAGCAUUGCCUACAGUCAAAUGUUGAGUAAAACUUGGAGGAUAUCAAGCGUUUCUUGCUCUGACAAAGCUGGAAGAUUUUUUUAUGCACAUAUUCAGGUUUGCAGACCAGUCAAACUGACCAUUGAAUUUUUUUGUCCCUCCAUUAGUUGACAAUCAAUCAUCUUUUGAUUACAAAAAGCCUGUUUCAAUACUUUCAAUUUUCCCCAGAACUCCUGCCUAUUUUCAAGAAAGACCUAUCUGAUGUAGAAGUUGAGGAGGAAGGCACAGCCUCACUGAAGUGUGAGCUCUCUAAGCCUGGAGUCUCAGUCCAAUGGAAGAAGAACAAACUACCUCUGAGAGCCAACAGGAAGUAUGAGCUGAAGCAGGAUGGCUGCAUGCUUCAGCUCUACAUCAAGGAUCUCACACCUGAGGACAGUGGCAGAUACACAUGCCAAGCUGGAAGUGCAGAGACCACAGCGACUGUGACAGUGAAAGGUGUGUGUAUUUAAGAGUGAGGAUAUAACUGUUUGCUUGUUGAAAACCACACAACGAAAACCACUUUUACUGUUUUGUUGCUGUUCUUGCAGAUCAAUCUAUUACAACAUUAUUUAUUCCAAACCUCUAAAGAAAAUUAAGUGGAACAGAUUUAAAUUUCUUCUGAAUGUUCGGAGAAUCUCUGAUUUUACCUUUAGUUACAAAAAGUUUUUUGAACUUAUAACUUGUUCAUUUCACAGAGCUUGAACCAUUUUUCACAAGGGAAUUACAAAACUUUAAUGGCGAGGAGGGGUGUGUAGCCUCCCUUUGUUGUGAGCUGUCUAAACCUGGAGUCUCAGUCCAGUGGAAGAAGAACAAGACUCCAAUAAGAGCCAAUAGGAAGUAUGACAUAAAACAGGAUGGUUGUCUUCUCCAGCUCCAAAUCAAAGAUCUCAAACCUGAGGACAGUGGCAGCUACACAUGUCAAGCAGGAAGUGCAGAAACCACUGCAACUUUAUCAGUUAAAGGUAUAUCUACAUUUAGCAGUCAGAAAUCUAUUGUUUACUCUAAAUGGAUAUACCCACGCAAUGAAUAAGAGACAUGUCACAUGUCUAAAACAAUGGGUUGAUACAACUCAAAUCUCAUUUAUUACAAUGAAAGUGAUUGACAUUCUUGGAUAUAAUUUUCUUCUUCCACUGAAAUUUGCCAAUAUUUUUUCAGAGCCCCCAGCAUUCUUCAAGAGAGAUUUAUCUGAUGUAGAAGUUGAGGAGGAAGGCACAGCCUCACUGAUAUGUGAGCUCUCCAAGCCUGGAGUGUCAGUCCAGUGGAAAAAGAACAAACUACCUCUGAGAGCCAACAGGAAGUAUGAGAUGAAGCAGGAUGGCUGCAUGCUUCAGCUGUACAUCAAGGAUCUCACACCUGAGGACAGUGGUAGUUACACAUGCCAAGCUGGAAGUGCAGAGACCACAGCGACUGUGACAGUGAAAGGUGUGUACACAUGGAUGAUGUAGUUUAAGCAUUUGAAAUUUUCUUUGAUAGCAUCCUGAUACAGGGAGAGAUAUAUUUGAUUAUGAAUAACUUAAUAUGAUUAGACAUUGUGGGACACUGAUAGAUUUGCAGUGAAGCAAAUCUAAACUGAUCAAUUUAAUUUGCAAUGUUAAAAGAUUUAUGAAAACCGCUUUAUCAACCUAGAUACAAGAUGCCUUUUUCAUCAAAAUAACUGAGAAAAGUAUUGCCUCAUAUUUGGUUGACCAAAGUGUACAUAUUAUAGCGUAAAUGGGUACAAAUCCCCUUUGCAUUUUAUUAAAUAUUGUCUCGAAACAUAUUUUGAUCUUCUGUGUCAAACCUUCUCAGAGCUCCCACCAUUUUUCAAGAAGGACCUACAGAGUGUGGAAGCCGAUGAAGGGGGUACAGCUUCCCUGUGCUGUGAGCUGUCUAAGCCUGGAGUGUCCGUUCAAUGGAAGAAAAACAAGCUGCCACUGAGAGCCAGCAGAAAAUAUGAGAUGAAGCAGGACGGCUGCCUCUUCCAGCUUCAAAUCAAAGAGCUUACACCUGAGGAUUGUGGGAGCUACACGUGUCAAAUAGGAAAUGCAGAUACCACUGCUAUAGUGACAGUGAAAGGUGUGUACAUUUGAUGAUUAAUUGUUUACGUUGCAAGAAGUCAAGUUUAUGAAGUGAAAGUUUUGUCCAAAAGUUAUCACAGUAUCCAGUCAAUUUUUUUAUUCUCUUGUCUAGCACUACAGCCGACUCUUCUGAAAGUAGAGCCUCCAGUGGUGCCACCUCAAGCAAAGGUUGCUGUUUCCAAACCAAAUCUUACUCCAGAGGAUGAGAGGCCUGUUAUUCCAGAGGCUAAGCCCGUCCCUCCGGAGCCCAAAAAGAGAACUCAUCGGAAAGCAUCUAUGACAAAUUCAGAAAAAGAUCUGGAGACAAUCAUUGACCUGAAACAGGCAAUCCAGAGAGAGAACAGGGAGGAGCAAAGAGGCUUCCAGCAGGCAAAGUCUGUGGAGGACAACACUGAUGUUGCACAGAAUGUGAUGCUACAGAAGACGGAUGACAGUAAGGUGUAUAAGAAAGUUGUUAAGACAAUACCACAGCUGGAGACAGUGGAUGGUGUCAACAGAGAAUUAGAAAAGCCAGAUAAGCCUUUGGAAACAGAAGAAGAAGCUUUAGUAGAAAGAAGACAAGCAGAAAGAAAGCUGGAGAAUAAAGAAAAGACUGAAUAUCAGGAGAGUCAGUCAGAUGGAGCCAGGAAAGACAUUGUGUUUAAACAAAAUAAAAAGAUAUUAACAGCCAUGGAAAAGGAAAAUGAAACUGAUCUGAAGUCAAAACAAAUAGAGGAGUCUGCAGAGAGGACAAGGGAAGUUGACAGAAGGGAUAAGUUUCAAGAGUCAGAAGUGUCAGAGAUUAGCGAGGAUGACAAACGGUAUUUGAAACCAUCAGAAAAAUUGUUUGAGAUAGAGCAACCAAAAGAACCAGAGAAGUUCACAGCAAUGAAGGUAGAAAUACACAAAACGGAGGAGGAACCUCUGAAACCACCAGUUAGAUCGAAAGGAAAGGUAACUGGGGAGAGGGAACCACCUAAAUAUGAUGCCAAGGAAACAGAGGAGAUCGGUGUCCCAUCAGUGAAGCUCACUGUGAAUGAUUCUGAAGAAGACCACAAACAGAGAGUAAAAGCGGAGCAAGUGUCGACAGAGGCAGAGAGGGAGAAAAAAACAGUAAAAGAACCAGAAAAGACUGUAAAAGAGGCUGAUAUUACAGCUCCAAAACCACCUGUGAGGAUGAGGAGCAAAGCGAAGGGGAGCAUGGAUAAGCAAUAUUCACGGGACACAGAGACGGAUCAAGAUGAGCAGCAAGCAACAAGAGCUGUGGCGAAAAUAACAGCGGAUCAGCCCUUGAAACUUUCUGAUGAUACUUUAAAUACAGACGUUGAGGAGAAACCAAGAUUUGAGAGAAUAAUAACAACAGACACUAAAAUCGAUGAGAAAUCUGAGCAAACUGUAAAAGCUCUCAAGAAGGACGCAAACAUCGAACAGCCAAACCAGCAACCUGUAUCGACAGACAGCAGGAAACUUGAAGAAAUGAAGAUUCCAAUGAAAGCUCCAGAAAAGGAAACACGUGUCAAACAGCCAGUUAAACCCAUGAGAAAGGAACCUGAGGUGGACCAGGAAACAAAGCUGGUAGUUGAACCAAUGAGAAGAGAGGAGGAACAACAAACAACAACAAAGACAGCUGAAGAAAUACCCCUCCUUUACAUUUCGGAGGAUGAAACUUUCUCAGAGGCUUUGACUGAGAUACCUCCAAACCUCGACCAGGACAGUAUUCCUGAGCUUUUGGCUGAAAGGUCAAAACAACUACCUACUUCUCUCCCGACUACUGCACCCCAGUCAGCACAACCACCAAGUCAAGAGUCACCAGAGUUUGACAUCAGCAUUGAGGAUGAACCACAACUCCAAGAAGCUGCGGUCAAAAUUCAGGCUGCAUUCAAAGGCUACAAAACCCGUAAAGACAUGCGCCCUGUCUUUAAAGACGUUUUUAAGAACCAGAGUGCUGAUCUUCAUGGUACAAUUACUCUAGUGUGUGUUGUAGAGGGUAAACCCAGCACUGUGCGCUGGCUGAAAAACAGCCAACAAAUCACUGGUGAUCAUCGAUGCCGUAUUGAGACGACAGAAAAUGGUGUUUGCACUCUCGUGAUCAAAAACUUGACUGCAAAUGACGGCGGCGUCUACACAUGUGAGGUGGUGAAUAAGUUUGGUGUGACCUCCUAUAAUGGAAACAUAACAGUCGUACAGCCCCAGAAGUCUGCUCCUACUACCCAGAGGCCUAUACACCCACCUCUCGCUGCCAUAACUCCCCUGCAACUUGCCCCACAAAAGCCUGAAGUCCAGGCUAUGACGCAGAUCCAAACUCAGACGCCCAUCUCUGCUACUGACGAUGCAAACUAUGUAGAAGGUGUUACUGAAUCUCUGUGGGAGGCCUAUAACCUGACAGAGCAGGACACCCAGUUGAGACUGCAGGAGAGGAGAGGGUCCUCACUCAUUGCUGCUAGCUCAGGUAAUAGUUUUGAUGAGAAAUAUGAAUUUCUUCUGCCAUAUAUGUAGACUGCAUUAAUGAUAUUUCCUGCUUUCAACAGUAUCAAGUCCAUCUGAUUAUGAAACAGCUCCAGAUAUGAUGGAACCUGUUGAGUCCGGUCCAGAUGUACCAAAGUAAGAAGGCUAAAAGAAGAUUUAUUUCAUGCGGGUUGUGUUGCUGCUUCUUGGUAUCAUGUUUUUUAAAGACACUGACAUUUCAAAUGGAUUCUGUUACAGAGAGGUGACAAAAGCACUGGACCAAGCCCCUGUAAAGGAUGAGGAUGAACAGGCAGCUCCCACACUACCUCUAAAGAAACUACUGAGUGUCAAAGGUCAGUCAUGGUGAUUGCUCUCAUCAGUGUUAUCUCUCCAUUUUCUGUAGUUUUUAUUCAUUUUUCUUUUAGGUUUGUUACAGUUAUAUACCCCUUUUUGUUUUUUGGUAGGUGCUCAUGAGGGUAAAUUGAGGACACCCUCUCCGAAACACCACCGAUCUCACACACCCUUAACCAGCACUGUCUCUGGAUCAGAGUCAGAAGGGGAACAAGACAGACGAGAGGUAAGCUAAUAACCAUAACUCAAUCUACUUCUAUAAUAAAUCCUUCUUUCAUGCCUUCAAAAUCUAACUUUGUUCUUCUUGCACCUCAGACAUUUGAAAUGUACGUGGCUCGAGCUGACUGCAGUCCUGACAGUGGAAAUAAGGACAGCUUUGUACUGAAAGAGGGACAGUUUGUGGAGGUACUGGACUCUGUUCAUCCUGAUAAAUGGUUGGUGAGGACCAAACCCACCAAAACCAACCCUGCUCGACAAGGAUGGGUGUGUCCAGCCUACUUGGAGAAAAAGAGGAAGGUAGGUUAAAUGACCAGGGGAGUCAGUUCCGAUUUAAAACGUUAUAUCCUGUAAUCUAAAUCAGUUUGUGAGGUUUUUCAUUCAACAAAGUGCUUUUAUUUCAUCAAGUAAUAACAGAUUGAAACCACACACUUACAUUGUUCUCUAAAUCAGGAGACCUUCCCUCAGUUAAGAACACCUCAGGAGGAUCUAGAUGGAAUUGGGUCUACGGGAGAAGAGUACAGAAGAGCUCUGAGGUUCGCCAUUCUUCCAUUACACAACAAGUUAAAUGACAAUCGGACUGUGAUUUUGAUUAUUUAUAUGUAUUAUAAAAUGAUACUGACUAAAUUGUAUUGAAUUCUUAGCCAAUUGAUCCAAGGCCUCAUCAAUGGAGAAGAGGAAUUUGUAAAGGAGAUGAAGAUGUUUACCUGUAACCAGCUAAAUUAUUUGGACUGUAGCCGGAAUGUCCCCGUUAACAUCCUUAACCAGAAAGAAAUCCUCUUCAGGAAUAUCAAGGACAUCGUACUUCUGCAUGAGAGGUAAUGUGAAAGCAAAACUAGAUUGUCUUGUAUUCAAUAUAACUAAUACAAUUUGAGUGUGUUAGUACAGCAUGCAAAUAAAUGACAUAGUCAUAUGUUUUCACCAGGUGUGUCCUUCCCGGUCUGAGAGUGUGCGCCACUGACGAUGAUGUGGCUAUGCACCUCAUCAAGCACGCUGUGGACUUUGAGAAGUAUCUUCACUACAUGGUGGGACAAGCACAAGCAGAAGCCUGCAUCAAUGACAAGACUGUCCAGCAGUUCUUCCAAGUGCGGAUUCACUGUGUCAUCUAUCAGAAACAUUAUGGAGGUUAAGGUGCUGAAAGUUUUCAUAUCGUAUGUAUGCUUCUUAUUACACUUAAGGAGUUGGCAGAAUCUGGUCAGCCUGAGGCUCCAUUUAUGGACGUCUUGACCUUCCUCCAGCGGCCAGUGGAGAGGAUUCAAACGUACCAGGCUCUACUGAAGGUAAGACUCACUCACACAGCUUCACAGCUUAACUUUUAUGUGAGCCCUAGAUCUUUAAGUUCUGCACAACUGCAGUAAACUCAGCUGUUUGCUUAUCCUACUCUAUGUCCCUUCAUUGUAGUGUUACAAAAGGUAGAUAUGUUUGUUUCAACUCAAUCUAAGCACUUAAGUUUGUGAUGUUGUUAUUACUUCAUGAGGCGGUGCCUGCUGAAUGUCUGAAAUGUGAAUUAAUAUUUUUUCGUUAGGAAUUAAUAAAGAACAAAGCCAAAAGUGGACAGAGCUGCUGUCUUUUGGAAGACGCUUUCUCCACAGUGUCCUGUCUGCCCUGGAGGUCUGACAACCUGCAUCAGGUGUCCCUCAUCGAGAACUACCCAGCUCCUCUGACAUCAUUAGGCGAGCCUGUGCGACAGGUAACUAAAUAAGUUAUUUUAAUUUUUUUAUUUCAUGUCAGAUUGACUUAAACGUACUGUAUUUUGUUUUUAUUUCACCAAGGGAGCCUUGUUUAUAAGUUGUGGCUUUAAUUCAUUAGACUUUUUUCAACAAAGUGGCUGUGUAAAUCCUUAAAAUCAACAAAAUUUUGAUAACUGGUCAUAUACUGCACAUGCAUCAUACUGUAUGGUCUUCACUUUUAACAGGGAGUUUUCACAGUGUGGGAGGAAUCGCCAGAAAGUAAAACAGCCUCUAGAGGGCAUCAGAGACAAAUCUUUCUCUUCAAGGAAUGUAUAGUGCUGUGUAAACUCAAAGGUGACACAUAUUCUUUCAAGAACAAAAUGAAGGUAAGAGAUAAUCUCCUGCUCAGCCCUUUUUUCAGCUUUUAUUCUACUUCUGCUUUAUUCUUCGACUAAACUAAUUAAAACAGGUCCUGUAUACCCAUACACACUCAAUAGCUUUUUCCAAUUCUCUGAGUUUUCGUUCUCAUUUUCUACCUACCCAGCUAAAUGAUGUGGAAAUAAAAGAGAGUGUGGGUGGAGAGGAGAAGUCCUGGGGGUUGUGGCAUGAGCACAGAGGCUCAAUGAGAAAGUACACCCUGCAGGGUCGCUCCUCUCUUGUUAAAGUCUCCUGGCUCAAGGAUCUAAGGGAGUUACAGCAGCAGGCCAGCCUGCCCACUAAUUGUAUGUAUUUUAUUUUUUAAGGAAAAUGCAUACCAGUCUUAACAGUCAAACAUUUGAUCAGGAAAUAUUUUAGCUGUAUUUAUUCUAAAUUCCAGCCGUUGUUUCGGGUGGACUACAGUUCUGGUAUGGCGAGUGAUUUCUGUAUUUAUGUCUCUGUCUCUUGACAGGCCCACCUGUUUUUGAGUCUCUCUUGUCUGACUGCACAGCAAAGAUAGGGCAGACAAUCAAACUAACAUGUAAAGUCACAGGAUCACCAAGACCAGUGGUUAGCUGGCUCAAAGGUCAGUAAACUCUACAUGUUUGUUAAUGUAAAAAAAGUGUUGAUAUACGCAGUUUAUUCUGCAGUUUCUUUAUGUACGUACUUAUUACAAUUGAUGUAUAUAUAUAGGACUGAUUUCCUGAUCACAUUUGUGGUAAAUAUAUUGUAUGGGUUGGUUUCACUGAGUAAUAAUCUAAUGUCCUCCUCAUAGAUGGCCUCCCUUUGGAGGAUGACCCACAUCACAUUAUCACAGCAGACAAGUCAGGAACCUGCAGUCUGAUCGUGGACGGCCUCACUGCAGAAGACUCUGGACAGUUUAUCUGCCAUGCUACCAGCUCCAUGGGCAGUGCCGGUACUCUUUCAAAGGUGGUGGUGCAAGGUGAGUCUACAGAGGCAUCUUAGCCUCGGGUAAAUGAUGUCAGAGCCAUGUUUGUGUUUAAAGCUGGAUAUUGGAUAUCCUCUACAUGAAGUGUUAAACGUAGCAAAACUUGUUUGUUAUGUUUGUACCACUGUGUGUUUGUAAUUACAAUGAGCAAUGCUGCCACUACUACAAUAACUUAAAACUAAUUUAUAUUGCAACUCUUUAUUACUACUUUUAUAGCUGCUCAUAAUACAGAAAAGUUUAAUUCAUAAAGUUAAAAAUACAACUAAGGGGUAUAUUCUACUUCUUCAGCAACUAUUACACCUAAACUUUCACUAUCACAACAGUACUUCUGUAAUUACAGAUGUCAGAUUUCUACAUGUGUAACUUCAACUCCUGCAAUGCUACUACUUUGCUGUGAAAUACCAAUAUUACCUCCACAAACUAGUGCAUUGCUCUGAGAAGCCCAAUUACACUUUCAAGACCUACAACUUUGGUUAAAUUUGUAAUGUGUUAAUUAUGUUUUUUAACCUAGAUCCAGUUCUAUACUUUAUCUACUGUAAGUUUUACUUCAGUAACUUUUGACAGUCGUCACAGACACUGAUGACUUAUUGCCACACAGUAACUUCCCAGAGGUAUUUAUUUCUAAUCCUUCUUGCAGAAAAAGUUAGUGUAUUUUUUCUUUGUCUAGCACCACCAAGAUUUUUGUCCAGACUGGAGAGUGCCUGCCUGAUAGAGGGAGAAGAUAUACAGUUUAUCUGCUCCACACUCACUACUCCUUUACCACGAAUCAGGUAAAUAAAUAAAUAAAUCAAUAAAUACUGAGCAGAUAUAACCCUGUUUGUUGCUGUUGUUUUUUUUCUGUCUAUUCUGUGUCAAACAAUUCCAUCUUUGGGGUUUUUCAGGUGGUUGAAAGAUGGCAGAGAGUUGACUGACCAGCAAAAAUACUCCAUCCAGAAUGAUGCUCGCAGCGGGAUCUUGUGUCUGACAGUCAUCAGUGCAACAGAGGCAGAUAUUGGGCAGUACGAGUGUGAGGUAGAAAAACAAACAAGUUUAUCCAAUGUCACAGAUAACAGAGAUUUUUCUCAGAGAGGAAGUUCAUCAAAUGUUUGUUUCUAUUCUUUCAGCUUUGGAAUGAGUUUGGAUGUGUCAAGUGUAAAGCGGGGCUUGUGCCCGCCUUAUGUACCAACAAUUGACAUUGAGAAUGACCAACCAGAGGACUUGCCUCCAAAAGGUAUGACAGCCAGACCUGCUAAAGGUAAAUAUUUUUCACACAGGACUCAAAUCCAGGACUGGGUUCCCAUAAAGCUGCCCCACACUCCUUUGAGAGGGGAUGAAGCACAUGCCAUUGUCCAGUUUUACUUCAGUUUAAAUCACCUCUGACCCUUUUUGCAUCACAUCAUUUGACAUCUGUUCACGUUCAAACAAACUGCAAUGAGUUGCAUCAAUUACCACUUUCAAACUCCACCAUUCAUCCAUUUUAUCUACUCAAUGCCAUUUCAAGAUUGACUCACAUUUACUUUUUCCCAUUUCACACACACUCACUUCAUAAAAGGUUCCAACAACCAUACCAGUGAUCAGUAGAUCCUCUGAGAUCAUGGCAUGGACUCCUGUCAUUGCAUGAACAACAAGACAAUGCAAAGGAGGAAUGAGCAGUUACUUUCUGAGCUAAUGUAGAUUUGCACGGUUUAAAUGUGUUACACAUGUGUAUGCAUGAGUUAAAACAACCAACAUAUACAUUUUCCAUCUCUAAUAUUUACAAUCAACUUAUCUUCCAUAGUACCACACUCCAUAAAAGCACCGUUUUAUUGUGUAUUUGCUGUAUCACUAGUUAGUUAAACCCAUCUGUCCAUUUUACAUCUGCACAUUACCUAAAUUGAACCAUUUCUGACCUCUAACAAAACCAGUUUUAACAUUUCAAUAUUGUUUUUUUUUUUAUCUGUUUCACCAUGCACUUCAUCGAUCAAUCAUCCCAGCUGUGGUGUAAAUCUUUUUCAUCUCUGCAUGCACUCAGUAGUUGUAGUAGUUUUUCCAUCAAUGAAACCUUCCAGUGCUCUGACCCAGCAGGAUCUACUGGUAACCAUUCAACCAAGACACCUCACUUCUGUCACCACAUCCUCAUCCAUGAAAGACAUCUUUAUUGUACGAGAUGUUUUUGUGUUUGUCAUUAUGUUUCUGCUUUCAGUAGAAGGGUUUGGAUUAGAGCAGACUAGACCACAGCUACUUCAAACUGUCAUUUGGUACAAAAUUGUUUGCCAAAAUUUAAAAUGCUCUAAACUCAAACCAGGGGCUUUGAAAGCACCACCUUUUCCUCCCAUGUAUAUUCAUCAUAGUGUCAUAAAAGUAUGAAGUAAAAUUUAGAUUUACUGUCGUCAACUAUUCAGUUCAGAUGAACACCAACUGCAGGUUUUAUAGAUGAUCUCUGCAUGCCAUGUAUAGUUGUCUGACUUGUAUAGAUUAUUCUUCUGUAUUUCUGACAUCAGUUCAUUAUGUUAAAUAUGUUCAUUAUCUUCUUCCAUUUCCAUAACCUUCAUGUUUUCCAUCUCCCCUUUAUAAGUCCUUAAGCAGGUGGUUCCUCACAUGGACCGUCCCAUGUAAGUCACCAUUUUCAUGAUAACAAAUAACCACUCAACAUUACCCUUUCUCCUACUGCCAACGCAUGCCCAGCUAACUCUUCACCCCUAUGAACACAAGAUGGUCAUGUGCUGGGCAGGUGGUACCUCCAUACAGUAGUGGGUGUAUGCCCAUAUCCUGUUGUUGUGUUGGGUUAAUGGGUUUGAACCCACAAGUACAGAGGUAAGAAGUGCAAUAUCACUGCUCUUGGUAGUAGAGGUAAUGUAUUUUAUUUAUUUUUCCUGUUUGAUUAAUUCAUUAUAUUUAAAGUACAGUCAAUAACAGAUGAUAAUGCCUUAAAAAAGAUUCAAAAAUACACUUAUAUAAUUCCCUCCUACCAGAAGCUCCUGCUCAGGCUCAUUUUGUUUUUUGUAGAUGCAGACUCCGAGGGCUGGUCCACUGCUUUUGUUAAAAAGUGGUUACAGACUGAUUUCAGCCCAACCUCCAUUGCUAAGAUGCUCUUCCCUCCUGAACACACUGAACAGUAAGUUUAGCACCACCAGCCUUACUAAAGAAUCCAUCCUUGGUUAAGUAAUAGAUUGAUUAAAAUGCUCCCUCUGACAAAUAUCUAUCUUUGAAACCAGAGCCGAGUACAGCGCUGAGGCGGUUGUUCCUACAUCAACACCGAUGGAUCAGGCUCAACAGCAGCCGGUGUAUUACCUGGAGGAAGAAGAGGAGGAGAUUUACAUGUCAGAGCAGUCCAUACAGGAGAUGACAGGUGAUUUAUUUGUCUCUUUAACAGAAGUGUAUGACUGCUAUCAAACUGUAUUAGAUCAUUAACCGUUGAUCAAACUGUUGUUGGAUUUGAUCUCGUUCCAGCUCCACCCUCCAUCCAGGUACCUACUGAGGACCUGUGUGUGGAGCCAGGCCAACCAGCUACCUUUACUGCCAUCAUCACAGGGAGACCAGCUCCUACAAUACAGUGGUACAAGGUAAGAGUGUUUAGACCAGUGAUUUGAAUAUUAUAGGUGGUUGACAUGAUAAUUCUUGAUGUUUUAUCUCAUGGGUAAUGUACCAUACUUAACAGCAAACGUUCUCCUCAUACACAUGAAUUUUAACUUCAACCUUAAAGAUAAAAAACUAAACUACUGGUGUAAAAUCUUUCUCUUCACUCUCCCUGACUGCCUCACAAACACCAUGCUUUUACUGUUGUGAUUGCAGGAUGAGGAGCAGGAGCUUGCUGCCAAUGAGAAUAUGGAGAUAGUCCAGCAUGGAGCCCGCUGCUUGCUGACCAUAAUUUGCCCUGAGGGUGAGGACAGCGGCUUGUACACCUGCUUGGCGUACAAUGACUUUGGCCAUGCCUCAUGUCAGGCUCAGCUGACAGUGGAAGAAGGUGAGGCGACACUAAUGCUGCUGUGAUCAACUGUUCCGGUUUCAUAAACAUGGAUUUAUUUGUCAGUGAAUAUUACUGAAGCUGCUAAAUUAUGCAUAUCAGAAAUGAAUGACGGGAUAAGGACGGUAUGACAGAUUUUGUGAUCUUUGUCAGUCCAAGUAGUAUUUUCUUUUUCACCCUCAGGUCCAUUGGAGCGACAGGAGAGAGAGGUGGAGCUGGGGAAGAGAAGAAAGUUAUUCUCUGUCUAUGAUGUCCAUGAGGAAAUUGGAAGGUGAACCUUUAUCCUUGUGUAGCUCUGUAUACCCAUUAUCCCUGUUGAGGUUUCAAACAUUGAUGUUUCUGUAUUUUAGGGGAACCUUUGGGGUGGUGAAGCGUGUGAUCCACAGAAGAACAGGUGAAGUGUUUGCUGCCAAGUUUCUGCCCCUGCGCAGCAGCACUCGGACCAGGGCCUUCCAGGAGAGGGACCUGCUGUCUCGACUGGCUCACCCCAGAGUGGCCUGUUUGCUGGACUUCUUUUGCACCAGACGCACCCUGGUUUUGAUCACAGAAAUGUAUCCUUCAAGCUAAUUGCUAUGAAUUGAUCACCUAUUUUCUCCUUUUUUUCUAUUUGAUUUGUUUUCUAUUAUAAGAUCUUUAACAAAAUCUCUAGGUGCUGUGCUCAUGGACUUCUUGACCACUUAUUACUGAAAGGAUCAGUCUCAGAGAAAGAGGUACAAGCUACUCUAUAUCUAUAUAGGAUAAUUUUUCUCUAACUUUAUAUGCCUAAUGUGUGGCAAUAUUCAAUAUUUUGUUUCAGGUUCAGUCGUACAUCCAGCAAAUCCUGGAGGGAGUUGGUCACAUUCACAGCAUGAACAUUUUACACUUGGACAUUAAAGUGAGCGUCUUUGUGCAUUUAACCUUAGAUUAUCAAUCCUUACUUCAUUCCUGCUGCAGUUCUGAAUAUCUUUCAUUUUUUACCCACUUUAGCCAGAUAAUAUCCUUAUGGUGUACCCGCCAAGAGAUGAAAUCAAAAUCUGCGACUUUGGCUUCUCCCAAGAAAUAGACACAUCCAGACACCAGUACAGCAUGAUUGGUACACCAGAGUUUGUUGCCCCUGAGAUUGUUCACCAAGAACCAGUUACUGUAACCACUGACAUUUGGUGAGUAAAACUACUAAUACAGAAAAUUGACAAUUUACUUUAUUUAAAGUGAUUAACAGUAAAAAAUUAUCCCUCUAUUCUCUAUUUCAGGUCUGUAGGUGUUAUAGCCUAUAUAUGGUAUGUAUCAGUGCUAUUUUGAUCAAAUACUCAAUAUCUAUACAUAUUUAUGCUGUUAUAAGAGAUUUGAUGACAAUUUAGGUAAAGUUUUGUGUUUGCUUUGACAGCCUGGUGGGUCGAUGCCCUUUUGUGGGUGAGACUGACCGUGCCGUACUUCUGAGGGUGGGAGAGGGGACCCUAAACUGGGACACUCCUGAUCUCACCAGUAGGAGCAUGGAGGCCCAGAACUUUCUCUACAUGCUCCUUCAGCCAGAUCCAGAGUAAAGAACCUGCUCCAUCACUGCAUGCACUGCCAAAGCCAUACGGUCACUCACAAAACUACAAUUUUAUCAGGGAAAAAAUGAACAUGUUUAAGUUUUGUGUGCAUUUUUUGUCACCCCUUUAACAUUAAACCCUUAUCGGAUUUUACAUUUCCACUGAUAUUUUUUUGAGUACUUCAGCAGGAAGGAUCACAGCAUCAGUGGGAUGAAACUUGGAUGAAUUGAUUGUAUUGUAAUAAUUACUGUUAAUUUUAAGUCGAGCCUCAAAUGUCUGACCAUCACAAAUUUCCCUCUUUUAGUAAGCGACCGUCUGCUUUUGAGUGCUUGAGCCAUGAAUGGUUCCAGGUGAGAUGAAAAACCUCUACAGUCAUUUAUAAGCAUACUACUGCUCUGUGAAUUUGAAAAGCACUGACAUCUUAAAUAUAUGUUUUCAGGAUGAACAUGCAGGUGAGGAUACAGAUGAAAUUAACACAAAGACAAUGAAGGCCUUCAUGUCAAAGAGGAAGUGGCAGGUGAGUCUCCCAUUUCAUGCUGUAUCAGUUAUUUAAACCACAAACUAACAGGAAAAGAAAGAACUGAUUGGUAAAUUUAAAGUAAGAUUUUUGGUAAGAGAGGAUGUAUAGUGAGCUGGUGAUUAUGCAAAUUUGAAUCUUGACAAAGCGAGCGGGACACCAAUGCAAACUGGUGGGAUCCUUAUUCUGUUGGGAUUCUAGUUUUUAUCUAGAGUGGAAAGCAAACAAAAUUAAACCUCUUGAACUUUUGAAGUCAUGUGAGGGAUAAAAAUUUCUACAAAAAAACAAAAAAUUAAACAAAGAUUGGUUUAUUGUUAAAAAGAGUGUUUGAAACAAAUAUUUGGACUUAAGUAAUUGAAUUGAGAUGUUGAGGUGUAUUCUCUUUGGUAAAACGAGUCAUAAUAUAAUCACAUCACGUUACGUGGAUGACAGGUUGAUAUUAGAACUUCUUGUUAGUGCCCAUAUGCUGCUGUGUAUUGAAUAAUAUUUAAACUUCCAGCCUAACUGAUGUCCAGCCCUCCUUAUAUCUGCCUCCAUCUAAUAGAACAAGUAAACUAAUGGAUAUUCACAGAUAUUCAAAUGUGACUUUUUAUUUUGUGGAGUAAAAUAACAAGUAUGUUUACACCAUGAAUGUCAUCACGAUUCAAAUUUUAUGACUUAACUAGUUCUCAAGUGAAUAUUUCUAACUUUACUGGUUAAUUAGUAAUACAACAAUGGUCUCCGACUAGUGAUUUAGUUGCAAUCUUUUUGGCCAAUAUGUUAACUAGUAAGCAACAUGUUUAUAAUCAUGUGGGCAUCAUUACAUCAAAAUCCUGUUUCCUGAUUUGACGUCAUUUUUCAUUUUGAACCCAAGAGCCAAUAGAAAACCUUUGUGAACAACUAGAAUCACUGGUGAAGAUUUUUGCCUUCACUAGUUAACAUGACAAAGCUUCAGCUGUCUGAUGCUUUAGAUGUAAGAAAUUAAACGUCUAACUAGUGAACCGGUGCUGUCAAAAGUAUAAGUAGUUCAGGACAGUAACACUUGGUAUCAAUGAUUUAAAUAAAUGCACAGAAUGCUUUCCAUAUCUUUGCUGGUGAGAGUCAGUCCCUGUUGUGACCAAUCAGAAUCGAGUAUUUUAGUAAUUGUAAAUUUUCCUCAAAAGACCACAACUUAUCCAAACACGUCCUCACCAGUGUUUUUCUUAAUGUCCUUUCCAGCGUUCUUUGACUUGCAUCGGGUCGGUACUCACAUUGAGGCCCAUCCCUGAGCUGCUCGAUGCCCCUCUGAGAGACACUGCUGUCACCGUACCUCGAGAGCAUCAAGAGCACAGCAGCACUUCUCUGAGCAGUGGCUCCUCCUCAGAGUAUGAUGAAGCCGACUCCUGGGACUUUUUCCAGCACUAUAGCCAGACCGAAGAAGAGGAGGAAGAAACAGAGGAGGAUUAUGAUCCUUUAACAGAGAGAGCACGGAUCCCUGAGCCUUUUACUAGACUCCAUCUUGAUGCAGAGGAGGAAGAAGAGGUGACUCUAGGAGAGGAGGAGGAUGGAGACAUGGUAGGAAGGAGGAGUGUAAUAGAGCGAAGUAUUAGCAGACAGUCGGUGGCGUCAUCUGAUGUCUCGUUCCCACAUACACCUCAGCGGGAGCGCAGGUUCAGUAAAGACAGCAGUCCAUCCCUCUAUUUGUCUGAUGGCGAUGAGGGUUCAGGGAGUGAUGGAGGUCGUAUCCCUCGUGGGAGCGUCAUCAGAAGCACUUUCUACAACACUUCUCAACAGCUUUCACCCAUGUCAGCCAGACAUAUGACCUUGAGGGACAAAUUCCAGGCCAAAAAGCAGGAAAGAGGCCGCAAACCUCUCCGCAGGAGCUUUUCAGGACGUCUAAAUGAGCCUCUUAUUGAGUAUGUAGAGGAUGACACAGAGACAAAUCGUGGUCAGAGGCGGGCUUCUGUUCAACCGACAAUGCAGAAGUCCUGCUCCUUUGACAGCGGUGUCGGCCUUGCCCAUACCAACAUCCCCCCUCACAGGAGGAGCAGGUCUCUCGAUGAGUCUUCUCGACGAUCACCGAGUUCACCCGCAGGCACAAAGUCUGCUGAGGAGGAAGGCUCUCAGAGUCUGAAGGAAGAUUUCACAGAUGACGAAGUGGCUGGAAGAAAGUUGUUGGCCAUCCCAAGCCAACAGCCACACAGACCCCCAAGGAGGAGAGGCUCUGUUACUCCAAAGCAAGGGACUCAUGUGUUAGGUGGAUCAUCGGUUCCCUCAAGCUUCCUCGCUGGAGACAGAAGGAGCCCCAGGCUGGAUCAGGACCGAGCAGAGGGUGACACCUUUACUGGCUCCCAGGGGUCUUUAGCUGAGUCGUCUAUCUUGGAGCAGGGCGGCUCUGAGUCCUCAAGUCGAGUUGGCUCCUAUGAGGAGCUGAGUCAUGGUCAUCUCAGGGGAAGGUACCGGUCAGGAGAGAGUGAUGGAAAUGAUGAUCAGGGGGAGCCUCUGAUUUCUUCAUCCCCAUGCUCAUUUCAAGAAAUUAAACACAGAGCCUUGUUACCCCAGGCACCGCCUCGUAACCGCACCCGCUCCAACCCAAACUUAUCAUCCAGCAGCAGAGCCCAGUCGGGGACCUUGCUAACCACAACCCCAAGUCCAAGUCCAAGUCUUUCCUCCCUCCAGUCUCCAGAGAGGCCUCCCAGAUCCAGGGACAAGAAGGAAGUCCAUGGCCUCCAGAGACAUGCAUCUGCUCCGGCUUUGGAAGUCCGGCCACCUACUGGAAGGUCACCCAAGCUAGGUCUGCUAAAGAUCUUCCGCAGACAGUCGUGGACCGGCCAUUCAUACUCUCAGCUGGACGAUGCAGAGUUAGGACCCACACUUGGAGAGAUCAUGAAGCCUGAUACACCGACCAUGUCUCUGAGGAAGAAAAUGAGAGCUUCAGCUUCCAGUCUGACGAAGCUGUUUACAAAAUCCUCUAGUAAGGAGGAUGUGAGUAAAGGAGGUGAGGGAAUGAAACAUGUCCUUUGCAUUUUAUCAUUGACAGAAAAUAAACAAAGCUAUAGGAAUAUUGAUAUGGAAAACUCAUAUUGUGAUGUAUUAAAUAUGAUCUAUUUAUUAUUAUUUUUUUUUGUAGGGCCUAUAGUAAAAGGAUCAGCACCCGUUCCACCUGAACGACACAGAGGCAGUGGUCUUGAGAGUCCAAAAAAGAGGACAUCCAAACGUUUGCCCUCCUUUAAAGUACCUGCAUUCUUAAAGACAAAAGGUAACUGCUGAGCCAAAACGCUUGUUGUAAUUUUAACAAUCUUCCUGUCAUUAUUUUUGCUCCAAACCUUAUUUUGGGAGUUAUGUGAACUUAUUAAUUCCAGAUCUACCAGCCCGUCCCAACAAGGCUGAAGUGUUCCAGUUAGAUGGAGGUGGAGUCCUGCUGGUUUGGAGACCAGUGCUGUCUAGUGACCCUGUCACCUACUGUGUCCAGUACAGUACAGAUGGUAAAUUCACAAAGAAUACACAGCAGAACAGAUGUUAAAAAGUGAUUUGUAUGAAUAGGAAUGAAUUGAAUCAAAAAAAGAAGUAUAACUCCUUAAAAGUUUGAAAUGUUUCAAGUGUUUUUUUUUUAAAUACAACAGAAGAAUAUACUGUAGCUCCUCAGUAUCAAGAGCUGACAGCCAGUUUAAGUCCAACUGAAGGGCCUCCAAGUUUGAUAUUUAAGAUUAGAGUCUGAAUACCUAUUCUUUACAGGCCAUUGCCCUCUUAAAACGUGUUAUUUCUUUAAAUAUAUAUAUUUCUUUGUCGUCAGGCGGGGAAUGGACAGUCCUGUCAGAGGAGGUGACCGACAGCUGCUACAUGGUGAAGGAUUUACCCAGAGGAACUUCUUAUGUGUUCAGGGUGGGCUGCAUCACGAAGACUGGUGCAGGACCCUUCAGUGAUGCCUCAGCACCUGUUGUCAUGGCUACACAUCCUGAGGGUAAGAAAAAUAGUUGAUGUUACAGCUACACAUAAUAACUUUUCUUGAUGUUUCAGAUUUUCUGGUUUUAGAUGAGAAAAGAAUUUUUAUGUUUGGAAAACUAUUUAUCUCCCUUUUGGAUGUUUAGCAUGAACAGUCUUACUGCAAGAGUUUUAUACUUUGUUUACUUUGUUGUCCAGAAGUUCACAUUCCUCUCAUUCAGACUGAGUCUCUGGGGUCAAAGGUCACAGGGUCAGAACAGCGAACAACACACAAGAACUAUAAUUUCCUGUCUGAGAUCAACCGGUGAGACCUUACAUCAUCUCUUACAAUCAAGAUGAAACAUAAAUAAUAUAAAUAUCUGAGCUUAUACUCAGUAUUGAUCAAUGUUUGCGUCUCUUUGCAUUCAUUUUGAAACACAGUUAAAACCUUUGAGGUUUAUGGCACUAAAAAGAUCUUCCUCAGUAUUUCCUCAUUAUCAUGUUUGUCUUUCAUUCUCCUAGAGGUCGUUUCAGCGUUGUAACCCUGUGCAGGGAUGCUGAGACCAGUCAAGUGUUUGCUGCAAAAAUCACCCCUUACAAGGCAGAGCAGAGACAGUUGGUGCUGAGGGAAUACCAGCUGCUGAAGAGGCUUCAUCACCCUCAUCUAGUGCAGCUGCACACGGCCUACAUCACCCAGCGCUACCUGGUGUUAGUAGAGGAGCUGUGUCCGGGCAAGGAGCUGCUCUACAGCCUAUCAGCAAGGUGCAGGACUAACUUGAAAAACAUUUAUCAGGCUGGUUUAAAUAUUCAUUCUCUUCUUAUCCCCAAAUAAACAUCACCUGUUCUUUUUAACUGGCACCAGAUGCCGCUAUAAGUGGGUAGGUGGUUGCAUCUGUCUCUCAUCUUGUCAUGAAUUAUUGUCUUAAUUAAGAGGAUGUCUUCCUGACAUCUUUAAAAGAGUCUGAAGCCCCUGCUCUGGAAAUAUGUACAGUCAGUAUUCUGUCACAGGACUUUGGCCACUACAUUGAAAAUCCUCAAUUUAAUAACUGGAUUGCAGACAACAGGGACCAGCCAAAUAAAUUUUCUGUUACAAUUGAAUGUAACGCACACUUUCUAUUGUAUCUGUGUUUCUCUAUCCCAGAGUAAAGUAAGUGUUUACAAACAAAUGGCUAAUAUAUUGAAGCCUGUCUUUCUGUUUUUCUGCUCUCACAGAGAUCUGUAUUCAGAGACUCAAGUAGCAGAGCUGCUGGUUCAGAUCCUGAGUGCAGUCGACUACCUUCACAGCCGUCGAGUCAUCCACCUGGACCUGAAGUCUGACAACAUGAUGGUGGAUGAUGGUAACCACUUGAAGAUAGUUGACUUUGGCUCAGCUCAGUCCUUCACACCCGGUCAGCCUCUUCAAAUCGAACACAUUCACGGUCUGUCGGACAACAAAGGUACUGAUGUAUUUUUUUUUUUAUCUAAAAGACAAACUAAGAGCUUUCAAUGCCUGCAUUGUAGUAGAUUCUUCUAAUGCACUAAACCUUUGACUGUCGUGACCUUCAACAGACUGCCGCAGCAAAGGUACACACUCUUUAACGGAGGACGGAUUGAUGGAUGGAAAUAAUACAGCCUAACUUCAUCUACAUCAGCAGCUACCAUAGCUUAACAAACACAAGUCCAUUUUUCUUUGACAUUUUAUUUCAUCUGUCAAUAUCACGUUUGUGUAAUUUUUCCUAAUUCGAUCCAAUAAGCAUGAAAGUGAAUGUGGUUUGCCAGUAACAGCACAGCACUUUAUGAAUGGUGUCCUAUGUCUGUCUGUUUUGUCAGUUUAUAUUGUCCUUCCUAAAGCUCCGGAAAUCCUGGAAGGUCAGGGUGUCGGGCCUGAGACUGACAUUUGGGCCAUAGGAGUCCUGUCGUUCAUCAUGUAAGUGAAAAGGAAAAAGUUCUGUUUUAUUCAGAUACCCUUGAAAUGAAAAUGAUAUAUCUGUAAAUACUUUGACUUGUUGUUUUUGCAAGAUAAAAACAAAGUCUGACAUUAUCUUAGCUUACUAUAUUAGCUUAUUUAAGCAGACAGAUGAACGCAAUAAAAGUUUUUUAAGUAAACCAAAUCUACUGCCUUAAUCUCCUGUGAUUCUGGGAUGCAUCAUUAUGAACUAAUCUAGCGAUAUGCUGGACAUUUAUUUCAUUUUGUCAAAUAAAUGAUGUUUUUCCUUUCAUCUCUAGGUUGAGUGCAGACAGCCCGUUUCAUGCAGAGCACAGCUGGGAUCAAGACAAAAACAUCAAGAAAGGGAAGAUCCAGUUUGGACGCUGUUAUCCUGGUCUGUCUGAGGGAGCCUUAAACUUCAUGAAGAGCAGCAUGAAUAAUAAAUCCUGGUGAGGUUUACAUGUUUUCUACACUGAUGCUUAAGAAGAAACAAGCUGUGUUUAAUCCCAGAUUACUUGUGUGACGAGUAGAAUCUGUGAAUUAAGAAUAUAAAUGUGUUUUCCAAUGUGAACUCAGGGGGAGACCCACUGCAGCUGAAUGUCUUCAGAACCCCUGGCUGCGUGCACAUCGUACCCCACACAAAGCCCGACCCUCCAAAGUGUGUUUCUCCACAGACAAGCUUAAAGAUUACCUCAAGCAGAAGGAGGAGAAACGAGACCAGGUUCACACCAAGCUUCAGGGUCCUUUCUUCCAGUAA
Molecule: messenger RNA, 41232 nt
Organism: Xyrichtys novacula (pearly razorfish)
Lineage: Eukaryota; Metazoa; Chordata; Actinopteri; Labriformes; Labridae
Source: the annotation of a GenBank genome assembly